This is a messenger RNA of Chenopodium quinoa (quinoa), 618 nucleotides long. RefSeq lists its product as uncharacterized. The coding region runs from base 1 to 618 and encodes 205 amino acids. The transcript has 2 exons. The record is from RefSeq and is a predicted model, not a curated record. NCBI's taxonomy places the organism in Eukaryota, Viridiplantae, Streptophyta, Magnoliopsida, Caryophyllales, Amaranthaceae.
AUGGAAAAUCAGAUAAGUCAACUUGCUCAUCAAGUUGGCCAAUCUUUAAAGACACUGGGCACUUUUUCGGGUCAGACAGAGCAACCACAAAAAGGACAUAUGAAUGAUGUAACCUUAAGGAAAGGAAAGCAAUUAGAAAAUCCAAUUAUCAAGGAGCCAUCAAAGGAAGUUGUUGAAGGGGUAGGCGAAGGUGAGAAGGUGAUUGAUAGUCCGAUGAUCGAGGAAGAGCCAAAGGAAGCAACUCCACCACCACCUCUUGUUCCAUAUGUGCCAAAGAUGCCUUCUUAUGAAAAAAUUUUAAAGGAUAUGCUCUCUAAUAAGAAAAAGCUAGAAGAGAAUGCUACAAUUGCUUUGACUGCAGAGUGUAGUGCAAUUUUGCAAAACACACUUCCUAAGAAAUUAGGCGAUCCAGGUAGCUAUUCAAUUCCAGUUAAACUUGGAGAUAUUGAAAUUAACAGGGCAUUAUGUGAUCUUGGUGCAAGUGUAAGUCUUAUGCCACUUUCCAUUUGUAAGAAGCUUCAAAUGGGUGAACUUAACCCUACUCGCAUAUCUCUACAACUUGCAUAUAGGUCGGUUAAGUUCCCUUUGGGUGUACUUGAGGAGUGCCUCUUCGCGUAG